Messenger RNA from Myxocyprinus asiaticus (Chinese sucker), 2077 nucleotides. RefSeq lists its product as uncharacterized. The record is from RefSeq and is a predicted model, not a curated record. Gene Ontology annotation, cellular component: external side of plasma membrane. The coding region runs from base 57 to 1955 and encodes 632 amino acids. The transcript is spliced from 16 exons. Gene Ontology annotation, biological process: cellular response to lipopolysaccharide; positive regulation of T cell proliferation; T cell costimulation. NCBI's taxonomy places the organism in Eukaryota, Metazoa, Chordata, Actinopteri, Cypriniformes, Catostomidae.
CUAGUCUCUAAAUAUUGUCUUCCUCUUAUCGAACGUCCAUGUCUUAAACUAAUUUAAUGAUUCACAAAAGGGAGAUCUUUCAUUUGAAAAUGAUUCUAAUUUUCAUGUUCAUUUCUGUAAUCACAAGGAUAUCUGAUGGGUUUAUUGUCAAAGGUCCCUCUGAUCCUUUGGUGGUUCCUCUGGGAGGUUCGGUGGUUUUGCCCUGUUCUGUUGACACACCUUUACCAGUGAAUGGACUGAAGGUGGUUUGGAGAAGAACAGAUUCUGAUACUCUGGUUCAUCUGUUUGUUUAUGGUGAGAGUCGACCAGAGGCCCAGCAGCAGUAUUAUCAUGAUAGAGCUCAUUUCUUUACUGACCAGAUUCAACAUGGAAACUUCUCCCUGCUGUUGAACAAUGUGAGAGCUGAAGAUAAAGGAGAAUACAUGUGUAAAGUUUACAGAAACAAGGAUUCUGGUCAAACUUUAGUUGAAAUAAAAGCUGUUGGGUACUUGGUGGUAUCAGGAUCAGAUCACUCUAUAUCUGCGUAUAUGGGUGAUGACGUCACUCUGAACUGCUCUGUGUAUUCUCACAUCACACCUGAAGAACAUCAGUUGGUUUUAUGGAUGAGAAUAGAUAAAAAUAUCCCGGUUCUGCUAUUUGUAAAGAAUAAAACUGUGUUUUCACAUGAGCAAUACAGAGACAGAGCUGAGUUCUUCACUGCUGAAAUCCCCAAAGGAAACUUUUCUCUGAGAUUAAAGAGUGUCAGAACUGAAGACAAAGGAGUUUACAUGUGUUACGUGAUUAGUGGAAAUUUUUAUGCCAGCACAACUGUGAUCAUGGAACGAUUGGGUUUCUCUACUGUACACAUAAUGCUGUUGAUUCUGUGUAUAACUGCAUCUGGAUCUGCACUUCUGUUCUCCUGGCUGAUCUACUGCAGAUUGCAAAACGAAGAGAUAUUUUAUCAGGCUUGGCUUGUAUUUUUUCCAAAUAUUGUUCUGUUCUUGGCUUUCGUCCUGUGGGGUGUUUCUGAAGGAUUUGUGAAUGAGAGUGUCUGCUGCUGUGCUUUAUAUUUACUGAGGCCUAACAUGCUGAUUAGGGCUGCACCAUUUAUAAAACCACUUAAAGCCAUCAUUGAUACAUGGAUUAUGCGUUAUGAAGUCUUGAGUUUCCCUGAAUACUUUUUUACAGGUGUCGUUUCUUCAGUUCUUUGUAAAUAUGGUUGGCAACAAAGCCAGAAUUGUAAUUUUAUUAAUGGCAUAUUUAGUGUCUCUGGAAUACUGAUUCUGUCGUCUCAGUUAUGGAGCUUUGUAAGCUUAAUGGCUUGUGUUCUUGGGUGGAUAACACGUGAGCUUGUGCAAGUAAUGGCUUGUGUUCUUGUGUGGAUAACAUGUGAGUUUGUGCAAGUGUUUUUAGGUACUGCUUGGACCUGUUUUACCAAUGUUCGUAAGAGAGAAAAGAGAAUAGAGAGAAAAUGUAGACAAUGGGACAUGACAGGUUUCUCACAUACAGGUUCAUCGUUUGUCACAAGAAGAGAAUGGUGCAUUAAUAUGAUAGUGGUGAAUGUGUUACUGAUGUGUCUUUACAUAUCAACUCUAGAACAUCUAAAUGAUUUCAUCGGAUGGAUCUGUGUGAUUGUAUUUCAAAGCAUAUAUUUGGCAUUUAUGGACUUAAAAUUAUCAGAUAAUUAUUCAGUUUUUCCUUACAGUACUGCUGUGUAUCUGUUUGGAGCGGUUGGUGUUGUUUUUCUGAACUCUUUUGCUCUGAUGACAGAACUUUUAAUGAAGAUAUUUAAUGGUGGGCGUGCAGUAGGCGAUCUAAGAAUCAUUGUCUUUCCAUCUGAAAGCUUCUUCACUUUAUCUCUGCUGAUUUUACAAUUAUGUGCAUCUGGUAAGACUCAUGUGUUCACACGUACCAAUCAUUUGGAGAUGUUUGUAUUCAUCCAGAGUACUGUGAUGUUUUUUUGGCUGUUGUUUUAGUUGUGUGUUAAAAAUGUUUCCUAAACUUUAGAAACUUAUUUUUGUCUCUGUCAUAGUUCAGGGUGAUUAGCUCAAUUCUUAAUGUAUUUCUUUCUUUAAAAAAAAAUAAAAAAAAUAACUGA